AUCUCUCAUUGGACGCUUAAUAUUGCAGUACACUUGAAGAAGCUUACGAGGCCAAAUCUUUUUUAAAGACAUGGCUAACGGGAAAAUAUGAUCGAAAGAAUCAUCAUUUUGGAGCGACUUACUAAAAUUUAUUAAACAAAUAAAUCAAUCGAUUACACAAAAUCGACAAAGACCUUAGGUUUCUAUUAUAAUUCGUUUGAAUAGCGCGUGAAACAAUAGAAGAGGGUUUCAUAAUGAUGAAAUUGAACAAUCCAUUUGAGUAGGACACCCAACAUAGAGCAUGACUUGAAUUUUUUCAACCUAUGAUACUUAUUAAAGGAUUUCAAGGAAAAAGAGAUUAAAUAAUCAAUUAUUGUGUUCCAUGCAAUACAUAAAAUACUAAUUGCAUUUACUUCACAAUGCAUAGGUUUGUAUUUUUUUUAGUCCAAAUAAAAAAGAUAGUUAGAACAAGCACUACCCACACUUCCUCCCCACUCCACUAACAAAUCAACUUAGAAAGUCAAAAAAACCUAACUCUAACCGAGACAGCAAUAAGGCUUUAUGUGCCACUCUAUGGGCAAUCUAGUUGGAAGUCCCUGGAACCUUCCUAAAAUCUAUAAAAUGAGACAAAGACCCAAGAAUAAGCAUACAAUCUCGAAGGAGAGGGCCACCAACGGAAUCCUCCACUGCUCCAAGGCUAAGUUGGCGAAUUACUACUACUGCAUUGCCAACAAUGAUGACACGAGGCAAACUUCUAGAUGAUGCAAGCAAGAUCGCAUCCCGAGCUGCAAGGAGCUAUGCAAGGUAUGUGUUCGAGAUCCCCUAAUGCUGAAAACCCGAGGCAAGCAACACAUGACCAUCCGAGCCACGAACCACAAUGUCAGGCGAGCAAUUAGAGGCUUGGACAACAACAUAAAAAAUGACCUUUAGAUAAUCUUGAGGAGGGCAUUCCUAGUGCUGGCUUGAUGAGGCAGGCACAUGAGGAUGAACAGAUGGGGCAGACGACAAGGAGGAGAGCACUUCACGGACUUGAGAGGAGAACUGGCUGGCAAGCGAACAAACACGAGGUUGGGUAUUAUCAAAUACCACUUUAUUUCUUGAUUUACGUAUUCUCCACAAGAGGCAAACCAGUAUUGGGAACAUACUUGGAGAAUAUGGGUUUGGGAGUGCUAUGAUAGCAUAACUUGACGCUACCACCCACUAAAAUUCAUUAUUGGGGCCAAAACCAGUAUGUCACUUAAUCCUACAAAGUACCAUAACAUGUUGGCAAGGGGGCAAUGAAUGAACAAAUGUUCU
This is a messenger RNA of Linum trigynum, 1275 nucleotides long. The record is from the annotation of a GenBank genome assembly. NCBI's taxonomy places the organism in Eukaryota, Viridiplantae, Streptophyta, Magnoliopsida, Malpighiales, Linaceae.